Adineta ricciae is the source of this 1164-nucleotide messenger RNA. The record is from the annotation of a GenBank genome assembly. NCBI's taxonomy places the organism in Eukaryota, Metazoa, Rotifera, Eurotatoria, Adinetida, Adinetidae.
AUGCCGCCGACCUAUGGAACACUAAACAGUGUAUUUCUUACGGUAAACAAAUCCGAACAUAAGAAAACCGACCAAAUCAUCGCCAUGAAAUCCGUCAAAGAUCUUGUUAAAGCACAUGGUUCGAUCAUACUUCUUCGUCGUUCAUUAUCUCUUACACCUAGAGCUCUUGCCGAAAAAACCAUUACUAUUCGUGAGGCUAUAACCCAAGCCAUGGAUGAAGAAAUCACUCGCGAUGAUCGAGUUUUCUUGAUGGGUGAAGAAGUCGCUCAAUAUGAUGGAGCGUACAAAAUGUCCAAAGGUCUUUGGAAAAAGCAUGGUGACAAACGUAUUGUUGAUACACCAAUUACCGAAAUGGGUUUCGCUGGAAUAGCAACCGGUGCUGCUAUGGCUGGCCUUCGACCAAUUUGUGAGUUUAUGACAUUUAAUUUUUCUAUGCAAGCAAUUGAUCAUGUUAUCAAUUCGGCUGCUAAAACAUAUUAUAUGUCUUCGGGAAAAGUUAAAGUACCGAUUGUUUUUCGUGGACCAAAUGGAGCAGCUGCUGGUGUGGCUGCUCAACAUUCGCAAGAUUAUUCGACAUGGUACAGUCAAUGUCCCGGUUUAAAAGUCAUUGCACCUUAUUCAGCUGAGGAUUGUCGUGGUUUACUCAAAGCUGCUGUUCGUGAUGAUGAUCCGGUUGUCUUUUUGGAAAAUGAAUUAAUCUAUGGUCAACAAUUUCCAAUAUCAGACGAGGCUUUGUCCGCAGAUUUCGUUUUACCUAUUGGUAAAGGUAAAAUCGAACGCGAAGGCAAACAUGUUACACUUGCUUCAUAUUCAAUUGGCAUCAAAAUCUGCUUGGAAGCAGCCAAAGAAUUAGAACAAAAUGGAAUUGAUUGCGAAGUAAUCAAUCUACGAACAUUGAGACCUUUGGAUGAAGAUAUCAUCAAAACAUCCGUUAAGAAAACCCAUCAUCUCGUCACAGUAGAGUUCGGUUGGCCACAAUGCAGUAUCGGCGCAGAAAUUAUCGCAAGAAUAUGUGAAAGUGACGCUUUCGACUAUCUUGAUGCUCCACCAAUCCGUGUGACAGGCGCUGAUGUUCCAUUAGCCUAUGCCAAAACCUUAGAACAAAAUUCAAUGCCACAAGUGCCCAAUGUCCUUAAAUCAGUCAAAAAAGUUUUAAACAAAUAG